UUUGGUUGUCUUUCCGUGUCUCACUUCUCUCUCGACUCUUGCUCUCCAGAAAAAGAACCAUCACCUGCUCUGUGGUGCUGGGCAAGCAAAGAAUUACCCCUUUUUUGCUUAUGUGUGUUAUUCUUACUCUGGCUCUAAAGUUCUUAAUUAUGGCAACAAAUGAAGUGAAGAAAUAAUGUAGAAGAACAGGAGGAAACAAAACCAACAACAUGGGAGAAGACCGAAUAUCAGAAUUACCUGAUCCUCUCAUACAUAGUAUCCUUUCAUUCCUUCCCACCUUUUAUGUUGUUCGGAUGAGCAUCCUUUCAAAGCGCUGGAGACGGAUGUGGAUUCAUAUUUCAGAAUUAUAUUUCGAAGAGUUCAAGGAUUUGACAUUCCAAAAGACGGUGAAAAGUCAAGAAAGCAUGUUCUUCACGUUUGUGAGCAACUAUUUGAGACACCGCAAGCUUUCUAUGCCAUAUUCUGCGGAUGCAGUAUUUGUAACUAGAUUUAAGCUAGACAUGCAAUAUCAUUUUGGAAGCAAGACCGGUGAACAAAUCGAUGAUUGGCUGAGUAUUGCUGUUGAAGGUAAUGUGAAGGAGUUAGACCUUUGUAUCCAACCAAGUGAUAAGAGGUACUACUGCUUACCUCGGUCAGUUCUCAAUUCAAGAUCAUUAACCAUCCUGAAGUUGGAAAGAUUGAAGUUAGAGAUUACUUCUCCUGCAAGCCUUCCCUCUUUGAAAGGUCUUUGCUUGAAGUAUGUGGAAUUUGAUGAUGAGGCAUUUCGAUAUCUUAUUUCUGGAUGUACUAGCAUCGAGGACUUCCAUUUAUGUGUUUGUUCUGUCAGAGAUAUACAUCUUGCUGUUGGUGGAACGCUUAGAAGUCUCUCAUUAUGGUACAUGAAGCUUACUAAUCAGAAAUUGCAAGGCCUAGUUUGUGGACUUCCUCUCCUUGAGAAAUUGACUUUAUAUUCCUGUCAGCUGAGUAAUGUUAGCAUCCAUAGUCGUAGCCUCAAAUCUUUAUGGUUUAGUGGUUGUAGCAUUGAGGCUAAAUUUAAAACACCAAAUCUUGUUCACUUUGUUUUUGAAGGUCAAGUGAAGGCUACCAUUUCGAUUGAUGCUCCCAAACUCUUAGAAGCCAAUUUGAAACUGCAUAAUCUCUGUCCGGAUAAGACUUCUUUCCUUCAUCUUAUUCUGUUUCUUUCGUAUUUUAAAUGCUUGAAAAAGAUGACACUGUCUUUGGACACGUAUGGUUUCUUGAAAGAGUGUCUCAUAGUUCCAAAGGUUAUAAGAAAUAUAUGCUGCCCCCCAUUGCCUACGCUGAAGCAGUUGAAGGUGAAGAUAAAUCAUGAGCUGGUGGGAGAUUCAGAAGUAAGGGACUCUUUGCUUUGGUGUGCACCUUCUGUGGAGAAUUUUGAAAUAGAAAAUCAGUAUUGUCCUUGUUAUCAUUAGGAUACUGUAUGUAAAUUUCAAAUGAUCAGCAUUGAGAAAGAUUUGGACGUCUAUUGGCCAUCUUUUGGUUGAUAUUUUAACAUUGAUAAAAUGUCAUUUUGCCUGAACGCCAAUGUUGAAAUAUCAACAUUUCUGUUGGCAUUGAAAUAUGGAAGCCUUAGCAUUUUGAUUGUGAAGAUAUGUUAUAUUUUUUAUGUGAUAGUGAGAAGGAAGAUAAAUUAUGAUUUUAACAGUUUAUAAUCGGUAUAGUGUA
This is a messenger RNA of Ziziphus jujuba (common jujube), 1683 nucleotides long. RefSeq names its product F-box/FBD/LRR-repeat protein At3g26920-like. The coding region runs from base 210 to 1430 and encodes 406 amino acids. Gene Ontology annotation, molecular function: protein binding. The transcript is spliced from 3 exons. Lineage: Eukaryota; Viridiplantae; Streptophyta; Magnoliopsida; Rosales; Rhamnaceae. The record is from RefSeq and is a predicted model, not a curated record.